Messenger RNA from Colletotrichum higginsianum IMI 349063, 1650 nucleotides. Its product is annotated as Carboxylic ester hydrolase. Bases 1 to 1650 code for a protein of 549 amino acids. Lineage: Eukaryota; Fungi; Ascomycota; Sordariomycetes; Glomerellales; Glomerellaceae. The record is from RefSeq and is a predicted model, not a curated record. The transcript is spliced from 2 exons.
AUGGGCUCAAAGAUAGAAGACGCCCGUCCGUCCGUGACGCUCACACAGGGAACCGUCGUCGGCACGGUCCUGUCAGAGAACCUUCCCCGGCCCGUCGAGGCCUUCAAAGGCAUCCCCUACGCCCUACCCCCGACAGGAGACCGCAGGUUCCGCGCGCCGGCGCCCGUCGAGCCCUCGACCGAGACCAUCGACGCCUCGGAAUGGGGACCCGUAGCCCCGGGCAAGCAGCUCUUCCCCGGCGGGCCGGCGUUCGAGUACAGCGAGGACUGCCUGACGGCCAACGUUUUCCGGCCGCUGGCCGUGCCGCAAAAGUCGAGGCCACUGCUGCCCGUCGCCGUGUACAUCCACGGCGGCGCCUUCAACCGGGGCACGGCCAAGAUGCACAACACGGCCUCGUUCCUGGCCAACUCGGGGCAGCAGCUCGUCGCCGUCUCCUUCAACUACCGCAUCGGCGCCCUGGGCUUCCUCCCGUCCGCCAUGAGCUUCGAGGAGGGCGCCGUCAACCUCGGGCUGAAGGACCAGCUCCUGCUGCUCGAGUGGGUGCGCGAUAACAUCGCCGCCUUUGGCGGAGACCCCAACAACGUCACCCUCUUCGGCAUCUCGGCCGGAGCACACUCCAUCGGCCACAUCCUCAUCAACGACGAGGGCCAGUACAACCCACCCCUCUUCCACAAGGUCAUCCUCGAGUCCGGCGCCCCGACGUCCCGUGCCGUCCGCCCCUAUAACGCGCCCAUCCACGAAGCCCAAUUCGCCGACUUCCUCGCUGAGACGGGCUGCCCGCCGGGCCUCUCCGCCGCCGAGACCUUCCGCCACCUCCGCGCGGCGCCGUCCGAGGUCGUCCAGCGCGCCCAGAUCGCCGUCUUCGACAAGUACAACCCCUCCCUGCGCUGGGCCUUCCAGCCCGUCAUCGACGGCGACGUCAUCCCGCGCCCGCCCAUCGAGUCCUGGCGCCUCGACCGCUGGCGAAAGGUCCCCGUCAUGACGGGCUUCAACCGCAACGAGGGCUCCAUCUACAUCAGCAAGCAGGUCUCGCGCUCCGACGAGUUCACCACCUUCUUCGCCGACCUGCUGCCCCUGCUGUCCAGGGAGGACGUCGCCACCAUCGACGCGCUCUACCCGGACCCCCUCACCGUCGCCGACUCGCCGUACAGGGAACACCUCGACGGCACGGGCGCGCAGUACCGCCGCCUCGAGAUGGCCUACGGGCAGUACGCCUACGUCGCGCCCGUCCGGCAGACGGCGGAGCUCGCCUCGAGGGCCUCGCCGGAGCCCGUGUACCUCUACCAGUGGGGCCUCGAGAGCUCCGUCCUCGACCGCGCGCGCCACGGCGAGAACAUGUACUACGAGACGUGCGAGCCGGCCAAGACCAAGAUCUCCCCCGCGCAAAAGGAGCUGUGCCUGACGCUGAACGCCUACAUUGCUAGCUUCAUCGUCGCCGGCGACCCCAACGCCGUCAGGGGCGAGAGCAGCCCGGACAGGCCGACGUGGGAGCGGUACGUGCCCGAGGACCCCAAGGCCCUUGUGUUCGGCGAGGAGAACAAGGAGCUCAUCGGCGGCGAGCCAGGCGUCCCGGCGCGCUUACACCCGGACACGUGGGCCAGAAAGGAGUCCGAAUUCUGGUGGAGUAAGGUGGACGUAUCACAGCAGUGA